CCGUGAUGCAUUGUGGAUCACACAUCCGGUACAGCCACGCCCUCUACGCGGAAGGGGAUUGUCGGUGCAAUAAAUCAAGGAAGUUUUCAGUGUAGAAGCUCCUAUUCCUUUCGUGGACGAAGACGUCAACACUGAGGACCACGUGUAUGUGAACAGUUCCAUUGAUGAACUGACUCAGCUGUGUGCCAAGCAGGUCCGAGACAACAACAACUAUCAGGUGAAUACUGCAUGUACUGACUCAGAAAAGACUGACACUCAUCUGGCACAUGGUGGUGCCUCAGAAACAGGAACAGAAGAAUCAGUAACAGAGGAACUAAGGGAAGCACAGCAACAGGUUGUCCUAGCAUUAGCAGAGGCUGACACCAUGUCGCAGGACCUGUUAAUGAAUGCCGUCUCUCGACUGGAGAACGUUGCCACCAGGUUAGAGAGCUUGGCUCGAUCUCAACCAGCCAGUCGCACUUCCUCCUCUUCAGCAGGGGAUUCUGAGGUUGCACCUUUCAUUCUUGCCUUUGAUGCCAUCCUGAGUGGCCCAUUCGCACAGUAUGUGUCGCUCAGUUCAUCUAUAGGUGGUGAUGUCAAGACGCAGAGUGAUAUGGUCCAGGGGGCGUUCCAGGCAGAGAGACAGUUCCUGCUUACUGCAUCACAGUUCAAGCAGCCAGUCCAGAGCGUGUUGCCGGACCUGCUGAAGCCAAUUUCAGAGAAGGUUUCAGCCAUUCAGGAUUUCCGCGAGAAGAACCGAAACAGUCCCUUCUUCAACCACUUGUCCACCAUCAGCGAGUGUGUUCCUGCAUUAGGAUGGGUGAAUGUGUCGCCCAAGCCAGGCCCCUAUGUCAAGGAGUUAGCCGAUUCUGGGAUGUUCUAUGGGAACAGGGUGCUGAAGGAGUUCAAGGAAAAGGAUCCGCAGCAUGUGGAGUGGAUAAGGUCGUGGAACAAGACCUUAGUUGAGCUGCAGGCUUACAUCAAGCAGUUCCAUACCACAGGCACAGCCUGGAACCCACAGGGACCACCGGCAGCUGCCCCAGCCAGGGGAGGUGCUCCGCCCCCACCCCCACCCGGCCCCCCACCCCCACCCCCACCAGCAGCUGUGGACUCCUCUGGGGGUGGCGCGGAACAAGAACGAGCUGCCCUGUUCAGUCAGCUCAACAAAGGAACAGACAUUACAAAGGGAUUGAAGAAGGUCUCUGAUGAUAUGAAGACCCACAAGAACCCUGCCCUGAGACAGGGCCCCGCCCCCUUCAAGGCUGCUGGGCCUCCUAAGACAGCGCCCAAGCCUGAAGCCAAGGUCGCCCCUGCUGCUGUCUCCAGGCCACCUCUCACCCAACUCCAGGACAAGAAGUGGAUUGUUGAAUACCACAACAACAACAAGGACAUCAUCAUCGACCAGACGGAGACCAAGCAGGUCGUGUAUGUCUACAAAUGUGUCGGCAGCACCAUCACUGUCAAGGGCAAGGUCAACUCCAUCCUGCUCGAUGGAUGCAAGAAGAGUGCUGUAGUGUUUGAGGACGUUGUGUCUUCUGUUGAAUUCAUCAACUGUCAGAGCGUUCAGGGUCAGGUAACUGGCAAAAUGCCCACAGUUAUUAUAGACAAGACAGAUGGCUGCAUGAUGUACCUGAGCAAGGACUCCAUCCAAGCGGAGAUUGUUACCGCCAAAUCCUCCGAACUCAACAUCCUGGUUCCUCAAGCUGAUGGAGAAUAUAAAGAGUUUGCUCUCCCAGAACAGUUCAAGUCGACAUGGAACGGGUCCAAGUUUGUCACGAUUGCGACUGAGAGUGUUUGAAGCAGCAUUGGUGCCGAGGAAAUGUCAUGCUGUCAGCUUCGUGCUAUGUGCUGCCUGAACAAACAUCAACCACAAUAUUCCUUCUGUCUUAACAUUUGUACAGACCAACUUUUCUAACAAUGUGCACUAUUUUAUGGAAUCAGCAGCAUUUUAUAAAUCUUAUGACUAAUAUGAUUACUCAACAAAUUCAUAAGCUAUCAAAUGUAAGCCUAAGACUGUAAUCGUUAUUAUUUUCUGUCUGAAGAAAAAUAUAUUUUUCAUGUUUUACUCUUUUUUUAAAAAAAAGCUUUCUUAUACAUUACACAAAGAUGUGACGAUCGUACUAUAAGAAUCUGACCAAAUGCUGUAGUAUGCUUCAGCUAAUUGCCUUGUAUUAAUUACCGGUAGAUGCAAAAUGGGCGGACCACAUGUCCUCAAUGCAAUGCUAGUUCCAAAUCUGCAGCAACUAUGGUUCUAGAUCAAAUAUAUCCUUAGGGGGAAUGGUAGGUUUACUGGAAUGGAGUAGAAUGUAUGUUACAUGAUGGAGACCGUGAAAGUGGCCUUUGCAAGGUGGAGUGAAUGAUCAAGAAAGGCCUGUGGAUAUUGUGUAUCUGUUUAGUACCCAAGAAGUAGUGGACUAUCGAUUGUUGUGUGUGUAUUGUGGUACAAAGGCCCAACACUUGAGAAUCAAGUAAUCCAUCUUUAUGCCUGUCUGUAUCAACUACAUGUCUCACAAUAAUAGUUGUUUGAAAGUUCUUCAGAAUGCAGUAUUCACAUUUGAUCCUCAUGGAAAUCAUGUUAGAAAUUUUAGAAAUACCUUCAGCCAGGCAGGAUCUACAACAAUCUGUAAACCUUGGGGCAUUAAGCAAUGGCGACAAUCAUGAAGAAUAUCAGAGGCCUUCCUUCACAACGUCUGCCUAAUGAGCUUGUGUUGUAAGAAAAUAUAUGCAAACUAAAGGAAGGUUUAGGAAUACAUAGAUCCUAUUGAUAGGGUGAGGAUUAUGAUGUGUACCUUCAGUGCUUGAAGCGUAGUUGCCUGUAUCUAGAGUCUAGUGUGGAGGGCGUGUGGCCCGCCCAGACCAGUCUUUCAUGUAAGUACGUCAGUACAGUUACUACCACACAUGAGCUACACCACUAGAGGCGAAGGAGACCAUUAUACCAGCUUGAUCUUUGCUGUCCGGAACAUUUUGUUGAUUAUAUUUAUGUAUUGACAUGGUAAAAUAAUGUGAAAUAAAUAGAAUACCAAGGUGCUGUUUCAA
Molecule: messenger RNA, 3015 nt
Organism: Haliotis rufescens (red abalone)
Lineage: Eukaryota; Metazoa; Mollusca; Gastropoda; Lepetellida; Haliotidae
Product: adenylyl cyclase-associated protein 1-like
Exons: 14
Coding region: 365-1777 (470 amino acids)
Biological process (GO): regulation of adenylate cyclase activity; cytoskeleton organization; cell morphogenesis
Cellular component (GO): cytoplasm
Molecular function (GO): adenylate cyclase binding; actin binding
Source: RefSeq, a predicted model, not a curated record